AUGACUCCUCUUUUGAGUCUUUUCUGUCUUUUGACUUCCGUUGGUUCUGUACUUUCUGAAGCUCCAUACAGCGAAUACAUUCUCGCCCCAUCCACGCGAACCCUGUACCCAGAGAAAGUUUACAACGUCAACGGCUCGAUCAGCAAUCCGGAAACUUUGCUUGGUGGUCCCAGAGGUAAUGCAAUAUUCAAUGGAGUUUCUGCAAUCACUUUCGACUUUCUCAAGAACAUAGGUGGAGUAGUUUCAAUUACAGUUGAAUCCUCUACAGAUCCAAGUGCGGUUCUCGGAUUGACAUAUACGGAAUCAAAUCUGUGGAUUGCUGGAGAUCGCAGUGAUGCAACUGGUGAUGAUGGCCCUGACGAGGUGAUCUUUUUGCCCGCUGGAGAGCCAGGUCAUUAUACUGUAGAGAGACUUCAUGAUCGAGGUUCAUUCCGAUACCUGAGUGUGGUUUCAAAUAGCCCGGGUACCAUUAGAGUUUCACAAGUUUCUGUUUGGUACACUGCCGCACCUGUUCAAGAACUUCGCGAGUAUGCUGGAUGGUUCCAUACAAAUGAUGAGCUUUUAAAUCGCAUUUGGUAUGCUGGUAAGUGCUAUUUCCCUGUGACAAUUGGUCUGAGGAUAUUUAUCUGAUUUGUACUAGGUGCUUACACAAACCAGCUUUGUACCAUUGAUCCAAAAUGGGGAAAUGCUCUUGGAAGACCGAAUACACCCAAUGAUACAACACCAGAUACACAGGCAUGGUGGAGCAAUGAUACUAUCACCGAAGGCCGAACUACUACAACUGAUGGAGCAAAGCGAGAUCGUCAAGUUUGGCCCGGAGAUAUGGCUAUUGGCCUCCCAAGUAUAUUCGUCAGCACAAACGAUCGGGAAUCCCCCAGAAACGGACUCACUUCACUCCUUGCGCUUCAGAGUGACAAUGGAAUGUUGCCAUGGGCCGGAUAUCCCUUUAAUGAGCGAGGCAUUGUCAGUUUCACUUAUCACUUGUACACUUUGAUCGGUAUCUCGUAUUACUAUGAGUACUUCGGUGAUUUGGAAUAUCUCAAGGGUAACUGGGGAAACUUUACUAAAGGGAUGGAAUGGUCUCUAAGCUAUAUUGACGACACUGGUUUGAUGAACGUCACGUCAUCAGCCGACUGGCUCCGAGUCGGAAUGGGGGGACAUGUAAAUAUACCCCUUCAUCUUUCUACUGCACAGUUCCCAAACAUCAUACUGACUGAGCCCUCAACAGAACGUAGAAGCGAACUCCAUCCUAUACUACACCCUCAACAAAGGAAUCACGCUCGCCAAACUCCUCAACGACACAACCAAAGUUGACGAAUACACCCCCAUCGCCGCAAAGAUCAAAACAGUAGUCAACGAGCUCCUCUGGAAUCCCGACACAAACCUCUACAUCGACAAUGAAACCACCACUUUGUCUCCUCAAGACGGAAACGCCUGGGCCGUCAAGGCAAACAUUACAACCUCCACCGCACAAUCCUCAAAUGUCACCCGCGCCCUCACGGAACGCUGGGGAACCCUCGGAGCACCUGCACCAGAAGCAGGCGGAUCUCCAGCGACCAUCUCACCUUUCAUCGGUAGUUUCGAACUCGAAGCCCACCUCCUCGGUGAUGAGACUUUGGAUGCGCUCGAGUUAAUCCGCAGACAAUGGGGAUUCAUGAUAAACGACCCACGUAUGACAAAUUCAACAUUCAUCGAGGGAUUCUCGGCUGAUGGAUCAUUGCACUACCAACCAUAUAGGAUCGAUUCCCGCGUAUCACAUGCGCACGGUUGGAGUACUGGUCCUACAUACUUGAUGAGCUUCUAUAUUGGAGGUAUCCAUAUGGAAUCGUCUAUUGGCAAGACAUGGUCUUUCAGACCAUUGGCGGGUGAUUUGACAGAAGUAGAUUCAGGAUAUCAAACUCCGCUUGGAACAUUUUCAAGUAAGUAUUCCGCAGAUGGGAAAACCAUUACCGCUGCGACGUUCACUACACCAGAGGAUACUGUUGGUACUGUUAUCUUAAAGGGUGUUGAGGGAACAUUGGUAUCUGGCAACCAGUCCAUCGACCUUGUUGAUGGAAAAGCUUUGAUGGUUCCCGGCGGAACAUGGGAUUUGAGAUUUUUAAAAUAA
Messenger RNA from Hymenoscyphus albidus, 2107 nucleotides. Lineage: Eukaryota; Fungi; Ascomycota; Leotiomycetes; Helotiales; Helotiaceae. The record is from the annotation of a GenBank genome assembly.